AUUAGUUAGUUAUUAAUUAUUCUUGUAUUAAAUAUCAUUAACUAUCGUUAAAGAAUAUUUGGUCAAACUGUGGUCGCGAGUCAGACGGAGCUCCAAGCUAGCAACCAAACUAGUCAAUCACAAGACGGCGUUGACAUCCUCUUCCCUCCUCUUAGCUCUAUCAUCGACACCUCCAGUGGACGAUUCACCACCACCACCACCACCGCCUCCACCGCUGCCCUCCGCCCUCAUCCCUGCAGCUUCAACUUAUUCUUUAAUCGGCCGGCCACUUAUCACAAAUCACGCGCCAGCCGAGUCCGACUCAUGGUCCUACCCGAGUCGAUCGAUCCUUACGUCGGCUCUGCCUGCUUACGUUGCUCCUGCCCGGUUAUGCUUCCAUAGACUUCAACACCACUGUCCCCAGUCCUGCAUUGAAGCUGCUGCGUAGUCGAUUCUCUUGACAGCUGCUCCUGCCUGGCACCCGUCCUGAGCGUCCGCCGGACUGCUUAGAGCGCCAUGGCCAACGCCUGCCUAGCCUGUCUGACAACCGUCGACCGGUGGUGUCACAUUUCCGACUGCCUGGGACCUCUGGGAGGGCGAUCGAGAGAUGGAAUAUACGAAACAACUCUGCAAGAUAGUGAGCGGGAGGCCGUGGCAGACCUGCUGCAGUUUCUCGAAAAUCGCGCCGAAACCGACUUCUUCUCGGGCGAGCCUCUUCGCGCACUGAGCACCUUGGUAUACUCCGAUAAUGUGGACCUGCAGAGAAGUGCCAGCUUGACAUUUGCCGAAAUCACAGAGCGAGAUGUACGCGAGGUCGACCGUGAUACUCUCGAACCGAUUCUUUCCUUACUGCAGAGCCCCGAUAUAGAAGUCCAGCGAGCUGCAAGUGCAGCUCUGGGAAACCUUGCUGUCAACAAUGAAAACAAAGUUUUGAUCGUGGCACUGGGUGGGCUCAACCCGUUAAUCAAACAAAUGGUGUCGCCCAAUGUCGAAGUACAGUGCAAUGCCGUCGGCUGCAUCACGAAUCUCGCCACCCAUGAAGACAACAAAUCCAAGAUUGCUCGGUCUGGAGCUCUAGGGCCACUCACCAGAUUGGCAAAGUCGAAGGAUAUGCGUGUCCAGCGAAAUGCAACAGGAGCUCUACUCAACAUGACACACUCUGAUGACAACCGUCAGCAGCUAGUCAAUGCGGGCGCGAUUCCAGUGCUGGUUCAGUUACUCUCCUCUCAAGACGUGGACGUCCAAUACUACUGCACAACAGCUCUCAGCAAUAUCGCCGUAGACGCAACCAACCGCAAACGACUUGCACAGACCGAGUCCCGCCUAGUCCAAUCUCUCGUCCAACUGAUGGACUCAUCUACUCCCAAAGUACAAUGCCAAGCAGCGCUUGCACUUCGGAAUCUUGCCUCCGACGAGAAGUAUCAGUUGGAAAUCGUCCGCGCCAAGGGUCUUCCACCGCUUUUGCGCCUCCUUCAAUCCUCAUAUCUUCCCCUCAUACUCUCUGCGGUCGCCUGCAUCCGAAAUAUCUCUAUCCACCCACUCAACGAAUCUCCAAUCAUCGAAGCAAACUUCCUCAAACCACUUGUUGAUCUCCUCGGUUCAAAGGACAGCGAAGAAAUCCAGUGUCACGCGAUCUCGACCCUGCGUAAUUUGGCUGCGAGUUCGGACCGCAACAAAGAGCUUGUUCUCCAAGCCGGCGCGGUACAGAAAUGCAAGGAGCUCGUGCUGUCAGUUCCAGUCAUUGUCCAGUCCGAGAUGACUGCCGCCAUUGCUGUUCUCGCGCUUAGCGAUGACUUGAAACCGCAACUUCUCAGCCUUGGCAUCUUUGACGUGUUGAUUCCUCUUACAGCUUCCGACAGUAUCGAAGUCCAGGGAAAUAGUGCUGCAGCGCUAGGAAAUCUGUCCUCCAAAAUUGGCAACUAUUCAAUCUUUAUCCGCGAUUGGACACAGCCAGAUGACGGAAUUCAUGGAUACCUCACUCGAUUUCUGGAUAGCAGAGAUCCCACAUUCCAGCAUAUUGCUAUUUGGACGCUGCUGCAGCUUUUAGAGUCGGACGACUCGAAGCUCGUCGAACUCAUCUCGAAAUCCGACGAUAUCGUCCAGCUCGUCAAGCGAAUUUCCGACCGGAACAUCGAGUCUGAUGACGAGGAGGCAGACGACGGAGAAGGUGAGGUCGUUGCGCUGGCACGACGUUCUCUCGAACUUCUCGGCCAAGGGCCAAAGCAAACGCUGGUCGAGGGAUAGCUGUCUCCUCCUUCCUCACCGUAUGGAUUAUUCUGCACAUUCUCCUGUGUUUUAUUGUGUCUUUGCAUUUAUUGAUAGCGAUCUUUGACUGAGUCCUGCAGGGUCUUAUCUGUCUGCAGCUUUCCCUUUGCAGGCAUUUCUUAGUGUUGUACUGCAUGUGUGGGCAUGCUAGAACUGCUCGCUGACAUUUGUAAUAAUGAUGAUACCUAUACUUAUACAUUUCAUACAGUUUCAAAUUAAAUUAUUAAUUUAGGUUAUCAAUAUUAUCCAACUAGUCCAGUU
This is a messenger RNA of Talaromyces proteolyticus, 2505 nucleotides long. Its product is annotated as putative vacuolar armadillo repeat protein Vac8. The record is from RefSeq and is a predicted model, not a curated record. The transcript has 6 exons. Gene Ontology annotation, molecular function: protein-membrane adaptor activity; protein binding. Gene Ontology annotation, cellular component: fungal-type vacuole membrane. NCBI's taxonomy places the organism in Eukaryota, Fungi, Ascomycota, Eurotiomycetes, Eurotiales, Trichocomaceae. The coding region runs from base 496 to 2223 and encodes 575 amino acids. Gene Ontology annotation, biological process: nucleus-vacuole junction assembly; vacuole inheritance.